Messenger RNA from Thamnophis sirtalis, 453 nucleotides. NCBI's taxonomy places the organism in Eukaryota, Metazoa, Chordata, Lepidosauria, Squamata, Natricidae. The record is from RefSeq and is a predicted model, not a curated record.
GAUGUGGCUGCUCGUGGGUUAGAUCUGCCCCAAGUCACCUGGAUUGUGCAGUAUAAUCCCGCCGCUUCGCUCGCUGAAUACGUCCACCGAAUUGGGAGAACAGCUCGGAUUGGCAGCCCUGGAAACAGCCUGCUCAUCCUUUUACCUUCGGAGGCCGAAUAUGUCAGCUUCCUGGCUUCCUACAAGAUUAACAUUUCAGAGAUGAAAAUGGAGCAGAUUUUGUCCAGCUUAAUGAAAGAUGACCGUUUCAAAGGAAACCCGGAGAGAUCUAAGAAGAGCCAGCAGGGCGAUGGGCAGGAAAUACGCCGGAGGACUACUGUCAUGCAGACGGAAUUUGAGGAUUUUGUCCAUUCCAGUGCUAAAACCAUCCGAUGUGCCAAAAAAGAGGCUAGUGGAAAAGCAGGGGACACCGAUACCCCAAACCCUCUUGUUCGCAUCCCUGUAGGAGAAUAA